AUGUUGCGGCCAUGGAUAAACACAAGACUUUUGUACGUGAAGAUUCAUUAUUUUCUCAUCUUUGCAGUGUGCCUUCAACCACCGGAGAAGUGUUUCGUUUCGUGCCCAACGAAUUCCACCGAAUUCAGCGAAAUCGAUGUGAGCUACAUUUUUCAGAACACCUCCACCGUUUGCCACACUCUCUGGAAUGGUACGUCUGGUUACCACCGCAGCACCUGUCAGUUCAAGUGUCCUUGCACAGCAGGUUCGAUAGAUCAACGAGUUGUGUGGUUCUAUGCCGUGUUUUACGCGCUAGGGUCGUUGUGUUCGGUGGCUGUUGUGAUCAUCUCGGACGCCGGCGUUUCUGAGAUACUGGCUGAAAAUGUGAGGGACUUCGGAAGGCAGCGAGCGGGAGGGGCGAUAGGCAUGGGAGCCGCUGGUCCUAUCGUGGGAGCCUUAAUUGAUGCAGCCAACCGAUGGACGGGAGGACGAUCAGGUUACCUUCCAAGCUACUUUGUCUAUGCACUGGUCAUUAUCCUGGACAGUGUCCUUCUCUGUUGCAUACCCACACUUAGGAUGCCCAAGCUGUCGGCCAACUUUUUCAAGGACAUUUAUGGUGUGUUCAUCAAUGUCGAACUUGCCGUAUUCGCCUUUUGGACAUGCGUUCUCGGAGCCCUUUUUUCAAUCUACAUGUCAUACAACACGUGGUUUUUGGAGGACAUAGGAGCGUCUAAACUGAUAAUCGGAUUAAUAUCCGCAGUCAGUUGCAUAUGCGUAGAAGUGCCCUUCUAUUCUGUGUCCGGUUGGAUUCUGAAAAAAACGCGCUAUUAUCCCUCGUACAUAUUUACGUUCUUGAUCUUCGGGGUGAGGUACAUUGGCUCUGCCUUUCUCUACAACCCGUGGUUCGCGCUUCUCGUCGAACCCAUCACCGGGGCUGCACAUCCGCUUGUAAAACCCGCCAUGACUGUGUUCGCUAAAGAGGUGGCGCCUGAAGGUACCGCGGCGUCCGUCUUGUGCGUCCUCAACGUUUGCGAAGGAGCCAUCGGUGAAAUAUUAACGUAG
Molecule: messenger RNA, 1041 nt
Organism: Ixodes scapularis (black-legged tick)
Lineage: Eukaryota; Metazoa; Arthropoda; Arachnida; Ixodida; Ixodidae
Exons: 3
Coding region: 1-1041 (346 amino acids)
Cellular component (GO): membrane
Source: RefSeq, a predicted model, not a curated record